AUGUCCCAGCCGAGGGUGUCUGCGUACACUUUGAUGCCGCCUUCCUUGCUACCACCCCUGCCACUUUACGAAGAUGUGACCUCUGACAUAUCACCGCCAAGAUUUGUGGAGGUGCCCGCCAGUCCAAACAAUGCGACACUGACCUCCAUCAUACCUCCACUGCAACUAGCUGUACUUAACGACCCCGCAUGCAACCUAGUACCGGAAGGGCCUCCACCCAUCUAUACCUCUUUUUCGGGUCCCGCUACUGAGCAAGCAGAACCAGAGCAAUCCAUCGAUGAUAUUUUAUGA
Dibothriocephalus latus is the source of this 291-nucleotide messenger RNA. The record is from the annotation of a GenBank genome assembly. NCBI's taxonomy places the organism in Eukaryota, Metazoa, Platyhelminthes, Cestoda, Diphyllobothriidea, Diphyllobothriidae.